This is a messenger RNA of Cyclocybe aegerita, 1377 nucleotides long. The record is from the annotation of a GenBank genome assembly. Lineage: Eukaryota; Fungi; Basidiomycota; Agaricomycetes; Agaricales; Hemipholiotaceae.
AUGAAUGACAGCUCUCUAGCACUAGAUGAUCUUCUCAAACACUGCUGUCUCGGCGCUCAAGUUGAUUCGAAUGAACGUUUCGACCCGCCGCGAUGCGACCCGGAAACACGUCUCCAAAUCAUGCAGGAUAUCAUGGAUUGGAUCACAAACGACAGCCAAGAAGCGUCCAUCUUGGUGCUUCACGGCUCCGCUGGAGCUGGGAAAUCUGCCCUCGAGCAGACGAUUGCCCAACGAUGCCAGCAAGAAGGAUGCCUCGCCUCGACCUUCUUCCUUUCCCGAACUGCCGUGAAUGCGAGGCGCAGUAAUGGAAACACCGUCAUCCCUAUGUUGGUGUACCAACACAUCCAGGUGUUCCCGUGGCUGAAGGAACAAGUGCUGGAGGAGAUUAGAAUGGACCCCGGCGUCUUUGAGCGGUCGCGCGAGGUCCAGCUGGAUCGCCUGUUCGUCAAGCACUUUAAAGCUCCUCCAGUUCUUUCGAGCGACACUAAGUUGAGGCUCAUCUCGAUCGACGGUCUUGAUGAAUGCGACGACCGCCAUGUCCAGCAGGACCUCCUCCGAAUCAUAGCUGCCACUCUCACUCGUCUCCAAUACCCCUUCCACUUUUUUAUCUCAUGUCGACCAGAAUCCCACCUGAUGCGGGUUAUCAAUGGCGAUCCCCUCUUUCAGGACAACCGCGUUUAUCUCGUUGACCUUGGCGACGAUGCACAAGUGAAUGCAGAUAUCCGCCUCUUUCUCUCCAACCGAUUUCGGAGGAUUCGAGAGACUCAUCCGGUACGGCAUUUUCUUCCCCAAUCUUGGCCCGGCGAGAGUGUCAUCAACAGGCUUGUUGCGAAUGCUUCAGGGCAGUUCAUCUAUGCAGAUACGGUCAUGAGGUUCCUCGAAUCCCUCAGCCACAGCCCCGAGGAACAGCUCAAUAUCAUGCUGGCCUUUGCACCGCCUCGCGAGAAUGAAAACCCUUUCGCCCAGUUAGAUGCCUUGUAUACGCACAUCUUUUCACUCGUGAAGGAUCGCGACACUGUAUGGCGUGUUCUUGGGGUCAUCCACCUCGCGGCCCAGGUCCAGAUUUUUGAAAUCACCAAGAUGGACGAAGCAGCCAUCGCGUGUCCGGCAUUUCUUGAAAGAGUGUUUAGGUGUCGUAGAGGCGCUGUCCGCCUAGCCUUGGGCGAAUUGCCGUCGGUGAUAAGCGUCAUCUCAGACGACACCUCAGUCAAGGUGCUCCAUGCCUCUCUUUUUGAUUUCCUCUUGGAUCCGACGCGUUCUGGAGCUUACACACUCGAUCUCGCCCUUGCACACAAAGCUCUUGCUAUGUGGAGAUACAGAGAUAUAAAUUUCCAAGGUAUUUAUCAUCGUAAUGCACUUUGGUUUAAGCUUCUCUAA